CAGAACUGCGAAGGGUGGAGCGGCAACAUGGCGGCGUCAGGAGCUGGUGGUCCUGUUGAUGAUGCUAAGAGUGGAAAGGCCCCGGUCGCUCAGCGCAUCGACCCGAGUCGCGAGAAACUGACUCCCGCGCAACUGCAAUUCAUGCGGCAGGUGCAGCUUGCCCAGUGGCAGAAGACGCUGCCACAGCGGCGAACCCGGAACAUCGUGACCGGCCUAGGCAUCGGGGCCCUGGUCUUAGCUAUUUAUGGUUACACCUUCUACUCGGUGUCCCAGGAGCGUUUCCUGGAUGAGCUGGAAGACGAGGCCAAAGCUGCCCGAGCCCGAGCUCUGGCAAGGGCAUCAGGACCCUAAUCUGGAUGGGCAUUGCACAUCUCCAACCCGCUGGAGCUCCUUCACAUGGUGGAUGAUGCCCCACGACCCUAUAGAAAUUGAAGCCUGCUAACAGCAUCGCUGGCCUUCUCACUAACCUUGGACCAUGAUUGAGCCAGAGAAGCCAAGGACUUAUGCAUUUAGCCACUGUCAAGGGAACACUGCCCACCUCACACUCACUUUCUGCAGUGACCGAGCCCUUCUUGUAGUUUGUUUCCUUGUUUGAUGGGUGUACGACCUUGGUUUUUCCCAAAGUUUCUGACUUUGUGGUUUACCCUCUUCACUUCCCAGGGGCACAACUGUUAUGGGGAUAGGUGUUACAGCUCUGUGCAGUGCUGGAGCCUAAAGUGGGAAAGAUAAUGUCAAGUUGAGAGUAAUAAACUGAGUCAUCUCUCCUGGA
Molecule: messenger RNA, 769 nt
Organism: Propithecus coquereli (Coquerel's sifaka)
Lineage: Eukaryota; Metazoa; Chordata; Mammalia; Primates; Indriidae
Product: cytochrome c oxidase assembly factor 3 homolog, mitochondrial
Exons: 2
Coding region: 28-351 (107 amino acids)
Biological process (GO): mitochondrial respiratory chain complex IV assembly
Cellular component (GO): mitochondrial inner membrane
Source: RefSeq, a predicted model, not a curated record